GGGCAGUGGGGCCGGGCCUUGCGGACGCUUGUUGUUGUCUGGCCGGGGGAGGCGGAGGUCGCUGUUUGGUUCUCUCGCUGGUGAUCUGUAGCGGUCCGCGGCAGGUCGGUCGGGAAGGCGGGAGCUGCAGCGGGGAGAGGCUAUGUGGCGGUGGCAGCCCGCAUGGGCCGGCAAGGCCUGGAGUAACGGGACGUCGCCGCGAAGCUUCCCCCGAAAACAGUGCGGCCCGAGUGGAGGCCGCGGCGCCGCCCUCCAGCUCUGAGGAGCCCGCGCUGCGCGCAGACCCCCGCCGCCUUCGCCUCGGCCCCAACGCCAAGCUACCCGGCUAGCCUGGCCCGAUCUAGCCCGUCCCUGGCAGGUAGCCCCAUUGUAGUCCCUCUGGCACAAGGAGUCCCCUCCCAAAGGACAUGAAGCUACUGGAGAACUCCAGCUUUGAGGCCAUCAACUCGCAGUUGACAGUGGAGACUGGAGAUGCCCAUAUUAUUGGCAGGAUCGAAAGCUACUCAUGUAAGAUGGCGGGAGAUGAUAAACACAUGUUCAAGCAGUUCUGCCAGGAGGGCCAGCCCCACGUGCUGGAAGCACUGUCCCCACCCCAGACCUCGGGCCUCAGCCCCAGCAGACUGAGCAAGAGCCAGGGUGGUGAGGAUGAGAGUCCCCUCAGCGACAAGUGCAGCCGCAAGACCCUCUUCUAUCUGAUUGCCACACUCAAUGAGUCCUUCCGGCCGGACUAUGACUUCAGCACAGCCCGGAGCCAUGAGUUCAGCCGGGAACCCAGUCUCAGCUGGGUGGUAAAUGCAGUCAACUGCAGCCUGUUCUCAGCUGUGCGGGAGGACUUCAAGGCCCUGAAGCCACAGCUGUGGAAUGCAGUGGAUGAGGAGAUCUGCCUAGCUGAAUGUGAUAUCUACAGCUAUAACCCAGAUCUGGACUCAGACCCCUUUGGGGAGGAUGGCAGCCUCUGGUCCUUCAACUAUUUCUUUUAUAACAAGCGUCUCAAGCGAAUUGUCUUCUUCAGCUGCCGCUCCAUCAGUGGUUCCACUUACACACCCUCAGAGGCAGGCAAUGCACUGGACCUGGAACUGGGGGCAGAAGAGGUUGAGGAAGAGAGUGGAGGUGGAAGCAGUGAGGGUGGGGCUGAGGAGACCAGCACCAUGGAGGAAGACAGGGUUCCAGUGAUCUGUAUGUGAUGAGGAAGAGCAGAAACCUCAGCUUCAUCCAGCUUCAAUCAGUGCCUGGAUCUGCUCACCUGAGGAGCCCCAGAGCCUCCCCAGAUGCUGGCUACACCCUGGUACUGCCACAGUCCUGGCACUGUCUGAGGCCAUACCCACCUAGCCUUUGACUUCAGCCUGUGGAUGUCCACUGACCCUUGCAGGCUUCUACUGCCCAAGCUGUGGCUGGACUUGACAGCACAGGGCCUUAUGGAAAGAGUGACUGCCCUGCACCAACAGUCUGCCAAAGGCAGAACAUCUGGACCACAGAGUUUAUUUUUGUAUUUCUUAUUGGGCCUGUACACUCCAGCUCUAAGGGCCAGUGACUUAAGGCUUUGUAAACAGGGCCCAGUGUUUACCGGCUCUGGUCUUGGGCCGGCCCCUGGUGCCCACUUGUCCCCUCACCUUACCCGGUGGGCCAUGUGCACUGAAUGUCACUUUGCUGCAGCUCAUUCGUUUCCAAUAAAAGUUUCUGUGACUUAGAA
Messenger RNA from Nannospalax galili (Upper Galilee mountains blind mole rat), 1690 nucleotides. It is a transcript of the gene Maf1, whose product is annotated as MAF1 homolog, negative regulator of RNA polymerase III. The transcript has 8 exons. Gene Ontology annotation, biological process: negative regulation of transcription by RNA polymerase III. NCBI's taxonomy places the organism in Eukaryota, Metazoa, Chordata, Mammalia, Rodentia, Spalacidae. Bases 408 to 1184 code for a protein of 258 amino acids. Gene Ontology annotation, molecular function: RNA polymerase III core binding. Gene Ontology annotation, cellular component: nucleus. The record is from RefSeq and is a predicted model, not a curated record.